Messenger RNA from Centropristis striata (black sea bass), 2823 nucleotides. RefSeq names its product extracellular calcium-sensing receptor-like. NCBI's taxonomy places the organism in Eukaryota, Metazoa, Chordata, Actinopteri, Perciformes, Serranidae. The transcript has 10 exons. Gene Ontology annotation, biological process: G protein-coupled receptor signaling pathway. Gene Ontology annotation, molecular function: G protein-coupled receptor activity. The record is from RefSeq and is a predicted model, not a curated record. Gene Ontology annotation, cellular component: membrane. Bases 1 to 2823 code for a protein of 940 amino acids.
AUGGAUUCAGAGCCUAGCACUGAUAAUUCUCUGUGUGGGCCUGGCACCAGCCGCCAUGAGGCCAUUCCCCAAGAGCUCCUUGGUUACAAGGGGAAUAUUCUAUCUAUUGCAACUGCUAUGUGUGGGCCUGGCACCAGCCGCUGUGAGGCCAUUACCCAAGAGCUCAGUGGCUGCGAGCAGAAUGUGCUAUUUAGUGCAACUGCUAUGUGUGGGCCUGGCACCAGCUGCCUUGAGGCCAUCCCUCAAGAGCUCAGCAGCUGCAAGGGAUGCUACCUAGUGCAUCUGCUUUGUGUGGGCCUGGCACCACACGCCUCUUCCUCUCUCUCAUCUUGUAAAUUACGGAGACGAUUUCAUCUCAAUGGGUUGCACAAGACUGGUGAUGUGGUUUUUGGUGGGGUGAUAAAGAUCCACUACAUCCCAGUCUUCCCUGAGAAUAAAUUCACUUCAGAACCACAAGAUCCCACCUGUGAAGGCUUUGACACUCAGGGCUUCAGGCAGGCGAUGACAAUGGUCUUUGCUGUUGAUGAGAUCAACAACAGCUCCAAUUUGCUACCUAAUGUAACUCUGGGAUACAGUCUUUAUGAUAACUGUGGUACACUUGUUACUGGAUUUCGUGCUGCUUUGGUGCUGGCCAGUGGUCAAGAGGAGCAGUUUCUGCUGAAGGAAAACUGUUCAGGGACCCCAUCAGUUGUUGGGAUUGUGGGUGAUCCCUAUUCAUCAUUUUCUAUAGCCAUUUCGAGUGUGCUGGGUUUAUUCAGAUUGCCCAUGGUGAGUCAUUUUGCCACAUGUUCUUGCCUGAGUGAUCGACAACGGUUCCCAUCCUUCUUUAGAACAAUUCCAAGUGAUGCAUUCCAGGUGCGUGCCAUGAUUCAGAUUCUGAAACACUUUGGCUGGACUUGGAUCGGCCUUCUGGUCAGUGAUGAUGACUAUGGACUCAAUGUUGCCCGAACCUUACCGUCUGACCUGGCUCAGUCUGGUGGAGGUUGUCUGGCAUACUCAGAGGUUUUGCCUUGGGACAGUGACACAAAUAAACUCAGGAAGAUUGUACAUUUGAUAAAGACAUCAACAGCUCGUGUGGUCAUGGUGUUUGCUCAUGACAAGCAAAUGAUUGAAUUAAUGGAAGAGGUGGUGAGGCAGAAUGUGACAGGCCAGCAAUGGAUAGCAAGUGAAGCCUGGACAACAGAUACUGCACUCCAGACGCCCCAUCUCAUGCCCUAUUUGAGAGGCACUCUUGGCAUUGCCAUCCGUCGAGGAGAAAUAGCAGGACUAAGAGACUUCUUCUUACGAAUACGUCCUGACCAAAAUGACAAUAUCGUGAGACAGUUUUGGGAAUACACGUUUCAGUGUAGAUUUGCACCACCUCCAGCAGGUUGGGUGGAAACUGGGGGAACACUAUGCACUGGACAGGAGGAUAUUGAAAAUGUGGAGACUGAGUUUUUAGAUCUUUUUAACCUCAGGCCUGAGUACAAUGUGUACAAGGCUGUGUAUGCUCUGGCCUAUGCACUUGAUGACAUGCUGCACUGCAUGCCAGGCAGAGGACCUUUCAGCGGGAACAGCUGCGCCAAUCUGCAAACAAUGGAACCAUGGCAGGUCGUACAUUACUUGCAAACGGUCAAUUUCACCACGCCAUUUGGUGAUGAAGUGUCUUUCGAUGAGGAUGGUGAUGUGUUACCAAUAUAUGAUGUCAUGAACUGGCUGUGGCUCCCUGAUGGACGAACAAAGAUUCAGAAUGUGGGUGAGGUUAAGAGGUCGGCCAAAGAUUUCAUUAUCUUCCUACAGCCCCCCCGGUCAGUGUGCAGUGAGAGCUGUCCUCCAGGUACCCGCAUGGCCAGAAAGAAAGGGCAACCUGAGUGCUGCUUUGACUGCAUCCCUUGUUCUGAGGGAAAGAUCAGCAAUAAGACUGACUCCAUGGAGUGCACCAGUUGUCCAGAAGACUUCUGGUCCAGCCCCCAGCGUGACUACUGUGUUCCUAAGAAAACUGAGUUCCUCUCCUACCAUGAGCCUCUGGGUAUCUGCUUGACAACCACCUCAUUGUUGGGCACAUUUGUUUGUGUUAUUGUUCUGGUAAUUUUUACUUAUAAUCGCAGUACACCCAUGGUACGCGCCAACAAUUCAGAACUGAGUUUCCUGCUCUUGGUAUCUCUUAAACUGUGUUUCCUGUGUUCACUGCUGUUUAUCGGCCGUCCCAGACUGUGGACAUGCCAACUGAGACAUGCAGCAUUUGGGAUCAGCUUUGUGCUCUGUGUCUCAUGUGUUCUGGUCAAAACCAUGGUGGUUCUGGCUGUGUUCAAAGCCUCCAAACCAGGAGGUGGAGCCAGUCUGAAGUGGUUUGGUGCUGUGCAGCAGAGAGGAACAGUUCUGGUUCUUACUUCAAUUCAGGCAGCAAUUUGCACUGCUUGGCUUGUCUCUGCUUCACCAGCUCCUCAUAAAAACACUCAAUACUACAAUGACAAGAUAGUUUACGAAUGUGUAGUCGGGUCCACAGUUGGUUUUGCAGUAUUACUUGGCUAUAUUGGUUUAUUGGCUAUCCUCAGUUUCCUGUUAGCAUUUCUGGCAAGGAAUCUUCCAGACAACUUCAAUGAGGCCAAACUCAUCACUUUCAGCAUGUUGAUAUUCUGUGCUGUGUGGGUGGCCUUUGUUCCUGCUUAUGUCAACUCUCCAGGCAAAUAUGCAGAUGCAGUGGAAGUAUUUGCUAUCCUGGCCUCCAGUUUUGGUCUCUUGGUGGCUCUGUUUGGGCCCAAAUGUUACAUAAUUCUUCUGAGACCAGAGAGGAACACAAAGAAAGCAAUCAUGGGUCGUGGAACCACAAAGUACCACAUGUAA